AUGGCGAGCUAUAGCCCAGCCCGGUCGGACACGAAAAAAAAAACAGAUCGCAGCGCCAGCCCCUCCCCUCGACCCGCACCACCAGAACAGAGAGCGCCGCUAGGGUUCCAGCGCCGCCGCCGCCAUUCUCCAGCGCCGCCGCCGCCCACUCCUACACCGUGCCCCCAACCCCUCCUCCAAUGGCAGCACCGUCGCCGGAAUCUCCUCCCGUGCCCUAGCGCCACCGCGCCGGCACCACCGCUGCCGGGCACCACCUCCGCCGCCGCCGCCGCCGCAGGGCAGCACUGCUGCAGGGCACCACCUUCGUCGCUGCUGGACUGCAAAGGAGAGGCAGCUGCACGGCCGCCGGACACCAUCUCCCCCUCUGCCCCAUCUACCCCCACGGGAUCAAUCUUUUCACCUCCAGGAGCACUAUUGGUCAUGUUGCCGUCGCCAUCGCUGUCUACUACCUCCUCUACGGAUCAUCUAGGGUCUCGACUGGAGGAGCAGAGGCGACUGCUAGAUGAGAAGUUGGAGGAGAGGUUGGCGGAGGAGAGGCGACCGGCGGAUGAGAAGAGGGCGGAGGAGAGGCGACUAGCGGAUGAGAGGAUGCAACAGUACUUUGCAAUGUUUGCGGCUUAUUGUACCCAUAAUGGUAUGCCCGCUAUGCAGAUGCCUGACAUUGCUUCACCCCCUAUGUAUCAAUCAGGCCAUGGCUCAAAUAAUGAUGGAUGUUCACAUGCAUCAGGCCCAAACGCCAAUGACCAUGGUGGUUCUCCAAAUCUUUGAGAUCGAGUAUGGUUGCCACACAGAUGCUCUUUGGACUAUGAUAUGGACAUGAAGACAUUUGUUGUAGUGCCAAAUUUUACGUACUGAUGCCUGCUUUGUUCAUUUGCUAUGGAAAACUUUGUACUCUUGCUAUGGAAAACUUUGUACUCUUAUAUUUGCUAUGGACUAGCUCGCUAUGGGCAUUUGGUAUACUCUGUGUGGUAUUUGAUAUGAAUGUGUUAUGGAACAGUGCUAUGAACUGUGUCAUAUUUGCUAUGGAACAGUGCUAUGAAUUGUGUCA
Molecule: messenger RNA, 1048 nt
Organism: Triticum aestivum (bread wheat)
Lineage: Eukaryota; Viridiplantae; Streptophyta; Magnoliopsida; Poales; Poaceae
Product: vegetative cell wall protein gp1
Exons: 7
Coding region: 1-768 (255 amino acids)
Source: RefSeq, a predicted model, not a curated record